AUGUCCUUUCGCAAGAGAAAUAUAGGUCUUUCGACCGGCGCGGAUCGUCAGAAUCCCGCCGCGCCUCCGCAGCAAGCCGCAAAUACGCCGGAAUCGAGUCCCGGUAUUCGACCCUCGCCCGACGAUGGACGACCAACUACUUCGACAGGCGCGCCAUCGCUGGAUAAUCUUCUCGCUGGACAUGGUGGUCUUCCGAUAGGAAAGACAUUAUUGAUCGAGGAGAACGGGACUACGGAUUUCGCGGGCGCAUUGCUACGAUAUUAUGCGGCGGAAGGUGUUGUGCAGGAUCAGAAAGUUCACGUUGUCGGAAUGCCCGAGCAAUGGGGUAGAAGUCUCCCGGGUCUGAUUGGGCCUGCAGAGGCCGCCGAUGAUAAGCAGGAUAAACGCAAAGGGGAGCGGAUGAAGAUUGCCUGGAGAUAUGAACGAUUGGGCGAAUUUGGGACUGGAGUGGCCGGAUCAAGAGCCCCUGCUGCGCCUUCGGGGGAUCAAAGUCAAGCACAGAACGGAAGUCAGGCCGAGCAGCCGGCAUUUUGCCACGCCUUCGAUCUCACCAAGCGUCUGACCCAUCCGGGUAUCACAAACAUCACCUAUAUCCCGCUAGCGCCGUCCAAUGAACCCUUGUUUGUCUCAGUUCACAAGCGUCUCCAGGCUGCCAUCGCCCAGAGUCCGCCCAACACUGUUCACCGCAUUAUCCUGCCGUCCUUGCUCAAUCCCACGAUAUACCCGCCGGAAGUCUGCCAGCCUGAGAAUCUCUUGCCUUUCCUUCAUUCCCUCAAAGCUCUGUUGAGCUCACCCACAGUGCGCGCGACAGCCAUGAUCACAAUCCCGCUAUCCUUGUUCCCGCGAUCUUCCGGUCUUGUCCGAUGGAUGGAACUAUUGAGCGACGGAGUUAUCGAGUUGUGUCCUUUCCCUCAUUCGGCAGACGCCCUUGCGACUUCGGGAGCUGCGACAGCGCAUGAGGAACCACCGCAGGGCAUGCUCAAGGUACACCGGUUGCCCGUGCUACAUGAACGUGGCGGAGGAAGCGAUCAAAACAUUGGCCAGGACUGGGCGUUUACAUUGAGUCGGAAAAGGUUCGAGGUUAAACCGUUCAGUCUACCGCCGGCUGAAGGAGACAAGGAAGCGCAGGACGGAGGUGCAGCGGGCGGAAUGCCGAAGAAAGCGGAUCUCGAGUUCUGA
Molecule: messenger RNA, 1179 nt
Organism: Aspergillus melleus
Lineage: Eukaryota; Fungi; Ascomycota; Eurotiomycetes; Eurotiales; Aspergillaceae
Gene: ELP4
Product: elongator complex protein 4
Exons: 2
Coding region: 1-1179 (392 amino acids)
Biological process (GO): tRNA wobble uridine modification
Cellular component (GO): cytoplasm; transcription elongation factor complex; elongator holoenzyme complex
Source: RefSeq, a predicted model, not a curated record